UUUUAGUCUCAUUACUUUUAGUGAUGGAACUAAAACGUAUCCAAGCACCCUCUUAGUCUCAUUACUUUUAGUCAUGAUACUAAAACAUAUACAAGCACCCUCUUAACCUAGGAGGAAGUUGAAUGGUCAGUUUAAUCAUCCUAGCCUACGUCCGAUGGUCCAGCCCCGGACAGCUUUUCACCAUAAAAACGCGAAGCCGCGGUUCGAUCUGGUAUAUGAAACCGCGGUGUGACAUGCCAUGCAUCCACCCAUGUUCGUUCCCACAAGGUAGGCUUGAGUCAACUCCAUGAAACAUAAGCAACCUACGCCUGUAGAAACUCUGGUUGGAGGGCCGCUCGCGCCACCAACCACCACCAUUCCCUUCCCCUGUUUCGCCAUCCAUCACAUCAUCGGCUGUUUUGUCCUACCGCAGAGUGUCGAGCCGCGGACAACGAGCCCAUCCGUGUGGCACAGGCAGCCGCCCACACUCCACACUUAUAUAAAGGCCCGGCUAGCCGCUCCACCAUAGCAUCCACCCAAAGCCGGUCUCCGCCUUCUCUCCAGUCCUGCUCACCCUCUCCCUCACCCUGCAUUCACAGCUCCUGGGAGGAGGAGGGAACCUCUCUUGAUCCUUCGGUAUUGAUAUAUAUCCGGAACUUGUCGCUUCUUGCCAUGGCUGCCAAAUCCUGGAACCCCUUCCCCUGCUGCGUCGGCGGCAGCAGAGUGGCGGACAACGACUACGACGACCGCACCUCGCGACGGCGUACCGGCCGGAGCGUGAAACGCUGCCCGAGGUCGUCGUCGAGGAUGUCCUUCAAGAGCCUCAGCUCGUCGGGGACGCUGUCGCCGGAGGACCUGUCCAUCACGCUCUCCGGCUCCAACCUGCACGCCUUCACCUACGCCGAGCUCCGGACCGCCACGGGGAGCUUCUCCCGCGCCAACUACCUCGGCUGCGGUGGCUUCGGCCCGGUCUACAAGGGCGCCGUCGACGAAAACCUCCGCCCCGGGCUGGCCGCGCAGGCCGUCGCCGUCAAGUACCUCGACCUGGACUGCGGCACGCAGGGCCACAAGGAGUGGCUGGCUGAGGUUUUCUUUCUUGGUCAAUUGAGGCACAAGAACCUGGUGAAGUUGAUCGGGUACUGCUACGAGGACGAACACCGGAUGCUGGUGUACGAGUUCAUGAACGCCGGAAGCCUCGAGACGCACCUCUUCAAAAGCACAAAUGGCUCUCUCCCGUGGAUGACAAGGAUGAAGAUUGCUGUCGGCGCGGCCAAGGGCCUUGCCUUUCUCCACGAUGCCGACCCGCCGGUGAUCUACCGCGACUUCAAGGCCUCUAACAUCUUGCUCGACUCGGAUUACAACACCAAGUUGUCCGACUUUGGGCUGGCCAAGGAUGGGCCUCAGGGCGACGCGACACACGUGACAACGCGUGUCAUGGGGACGCAUGGUUAUGCAGCGCCAGAAUACAUCAUGACGGGUCACUUGACCGCCAAGAGCGAUGUAUAUAGCUUUGGUGUAGUGCUCCUGGAGCUCCUGUCCGGGUUGCGGUCAGUGGACCGUGCACGGCGGCUCAGGGAGCAGAACCUGGUGGACUGGGCUAGACCAUACCUCAAGCGCUCGGACAGGUUGUACAAAGUCAUGGACCCAGCUCUUGAGUGCCAAUACUCAUGUAAAGGCGCCGAGGUGGCAGCACUGGUGGCAUACAAGUGUCUCAGUCAGAACCCAAAGUCUAGGCCUACCAUGAGGGAAGUGGUUAAGGCCCUCGAGCCCGUCCUCGGCAUGGAAGACUUCUUCCCUGUGGGCCCUUUUGUGUUCACAGUCAUUGUGGAAGAGGACAAGGUAGUAGACAUGAAAGUGGAGGUCGAGGAGAAGCACCAGCACCAUCGCCAGAACCAUCAAGACAGGCACCGGCAGAAGUACCCCGACUCAGCAAUCCAUGCCGGCAUUGUACUCCGCCGCCGCGAUGGGCUCAUUACCGGGUACAACGGUGCGCAGGGACAGAAACAAAGGCCGUCGAGCUACCACCGGGAGAAGGGGGCAUAGGACUAAAAGGUAGGGAAGUAAGUAGGACAAAAUGGUAUGUACAUACUAUAGAGAUGUGAUACAAUGUCACAUUGGUUUGUUUCAGAUUUGAGGAUUGUGUUUAUUUCUUUCUUGAUAGUUUUUGGAAAGGUCUCAGGGGACUUACGCCCACCUUUCUUCUUGAUAGUGAGAAUGGGUGCUAGAUAAAUAUAGGGAUGCAAAACAGUGUGACAAAAGUCCGGUUUUGAUUUUUGCAAAGGGUUGUUGUUCAAGAUCUUGUGUACAAAUGAAUGGUCUAGUUAAAAGGGAUGCACAAUGCUUCUUUCA
Messenger RNA from Hordeum vulgare subsp. vulgare (domesticated barley), 2328 nucleotides. RefSeq names its product serine/threonine-protein kinase RIPK-like. The record is from RefSeq and is a predicted model, not a curated record. Gene Ontology annotation, molecular function: protein kinase activity; ATP binding. The coding region runs from base 652 to 2022 and encodes 456 amino acids. The transcript is spliced from 4 exons. Gene Ontology annotation, biological process: protein phosphorylation. NCBI's taxonomy places the organism in Eukaryota, Viridiplantae, Streptophyta, Magnoliopsida, Poales, Poaceae.